This is a messenger RNA of Alosa sapidissima (American shad), 1389 nucleotides long. Its product is annotated as zinc-binding protein A33-like. Gene Ontology annotation, molecular function: protein binding. The record is from RefSeq and is a predicted model, not a curated record. The transcript has 6 exons. Lineage: Eukaryota; Metazoa; Chordata; Actinopteri; Clupeiformes; Clupeidae. The annotation marks the transcript as partial.
CAUCACAAGUUCAGUCCCAUUGACAAUAGGGAAGUUGAUGUGAAGGAAGAACUCACAGUCAAACUGCAGGACAAGCUGAAGGCUUUUAAGAAGGCUAAAGACACCUGUCAUGAAUCAGCUCAGUAUAUUAAGACUCAGGCCAAAUACACAGAGACACAGAUCAAGAAGCAGUUUUUGGAGCUUCACCAGUUUCUACAAGAUGAAGAGGCAGCCAGGAUAGCUGCACUGAGGGAGGAAGAGGAGCAGAAGAGUCAGAUGAUGAAGGAGAAGAUUGAGAAGAUGAGCAGAGAGAUCUCAUCUCUUUCAGACUCAAUCAGAGGCAUGGAAAAGGAGAUGGGAGCUGAUGACAUCACAUUCCUGCAGAACUACAAGAGCACAGUGGAAAGAGCCCAGUGCACACUGCAGGAUCCAGAGAGGGUUUCAGGAGCUCUGAUCAAUGUGGCAAAGCACCUGGGCAACCUCAAGUUCAGAGUCUGGGAGAAGAUGCAGGAGACUGUUCAGUACACUCCUGUGACUCUGGAUCCUAACACUGCACACCCACGACUCAUCCUGUCUGAGAAUCUGACCAGUAUGACACGCGGUGAUGAGAGGCAGCAGCUUCCUGAUAACCCAGAGAGAUUUGAUAAGUAUCUCAGUGUUCUGGGCUCUGAGGGCUUUAACUCAGGGACUCACUGCUGGGACGUGGAGGUUGGGGACAGUACCUGGUGGUGGGUGGGUUUGAUGACAGAGUCCCUCCAGAGGAAGGGACAAUAUGGCAAUGUGAGUGGAAAGUGGACUCUGUUUAAUAAUAAUGGUAAAUAUAUAACAUGGUCUCUACCACAGCCCUCCACUCUCCUCACAGUGGAGAAGAAACCCCAGAGGAUCAGAGUGCAGCUGGACUGGGACAGAGGAGAGCUGUCAUUCUCUGACCCUGAUAAUAACACUCACAUACACACUCUCACACACACUUUCACUGAGAGAGUGUUUCCAUACUUUAAUACUGGUGAAUUUCCUCUGAGUAUUGUAGCAGUGAAGGCCUCUAUGUCAGUAGAGCAGCCCAGUUAGAGCAGAAACUGUCUCUGUCUGAACAAGAGCCCACAUGCAGCAUCUGAAACCCCUAUGUUGGAAUGUUUUGACUUAGGAAAGAUAACCCCUGUGUCACUGAACUAGGGGUGACCCUCAGGAUGAGGGGUGGUAAACAUUUCUUAUCUCUGUAAAACAAACAUGGUUAGGUGAUCACUGGUGGGUGACAACUUGUGAUUUCCGUGGGUGUGUGUUAAAGCAGCACCAAAGAACUUUUCCUCUGUCGCAUGCACGCUUUGUUUAUCCAACGGCUUUGUAAAUAACAAUGUCCAUACACAAGGUAGAAUUUGUUGCAUGAUUUUAUGAAAGUAGGCUAUGAUGUAUUGC